ACCAAUCAACAGUAAACUGUCACUUUGCUAAAAACCGACGCGGUUAGCGGCUUCUCAUUUUCAGCAAAUCUUCGUAAAUAAAUAAACUACCAAAAUGGCGGCGGCAAUGCCUAUCAACCCCAAACCCUUCCUAAACAGCCUAACAGGAAAGUCAGUUUUAGUGAAACUAAAAUGGGGACACGAAUACAAAGGUCUUUUAGUUUCUGCUGACGGUUACAUGAACUUACAGUUGGCUAAUACAGAAGAACUUGUCGAUGGAUCUUGUACAGGUAAUCUUGGAGAAGUCCUAAUUAGAUGUAACAAUGUUCUCUAUGUAAGAGGGGCUGAAGAAGAAGAUGAAGAAGGUGAAAUGAAGGAAUAAUUACACAACUUGUAUGUCACUUUUCCAAAUAAAAACAUUGCCAAAUUA
Messenger RNA from Pararge aegeria (speckled wood butterfly), 409 nucleotides. It is a transcript of the gene SmF, whose product is annotated as small nuclear ribonucleoprotein F. The transcript has 3 exons. Gene Ontology annotation, cellular component: U1 snRNP; catalytic step 2 spliceosome. Gene Ontology annotation, biological process: mRNA splicing, via spliceosome; spliceosomal snRNP assembly. Lineage: Eukaryota; Metazoa; Arthropoda; Insecta; Lepidoptera; Nymphalidae. Gene Ontology annotation, molecular function: RNA binding. The record is from RefSeq and is a predicted model, not a curated record. Bases 95 to 361 code for a protein of 88 amino acids.